AAUCAUUUCAUGUUUUUAAAGUAUGAUCUUAACUUUAUAGUAGUUUUGGUCGAUUUUUUGGAUUCGGAAUCUAAUCUAAAAUGGACACAUUGCUAAAAUAAGACAACUUAACCUUAGAAACCAUUUUGAAUGAGGAGGACAUAUUAUCUGAAUUGAAAAAUUAGAGUUCAGGAAAAUUUGCUGAUUUGUAAAUUUACAUACAAACUAUUCUAUAGCAUUGUUUAGCAUCCAAAUGAAUACUCUAAAAUGAUUUAUUACAUCACCAAUGAUGUUACUGAUCGAGAGUAAGAUAGGAAUACAUGCAUAAAGUAAAAAAUAUAUAUAUAUAAAUUUAUAGAUAUCCCUUUUUAAUAAGCGAGAUAUUAGGUUCUGAAAAUGAGAAAUUGAUUAAUUUCUUAUUUGAAAAAUAAGGAGACAUCUCCCAAGAAGAAAUACAAAAUCCACUAGAAGAUUAGCCAACAGAGAGUUAAACUUAAGAAUUCCAAAAUGACAAUGAAAAUUUAAGAUAGAAGCUUUUACCUGACCUUCUUUCUAUAUUAGAACAUGAUAGUCUCUUAAUUACAUCAGCAGGGUAUUUUACGAAGAUUAUUUCAGCAAUAAUUCAUAAAAGAGGAUAUGAUGUAUUGUUUUUAAUAAAUUAAGUUUUGGGAAUAUUUAAAAAGUAAUCCAGAAAUAAUAUCAAAUUUGUUUAAGCAUGCAAAUAUUAGACAUAUUACUGAAAUAUUUGAGAAAUUGAUCAUUUUAGACACAUGUUAGGAAGAGCAUGAGGAGAGGUUAUUUAUACAAGAGAGACAACUUUUAAUAGCUAGAUUACUCAAAUACCUUAAAGGGUAAUCACAUUAAAAUACAAUAAUUACAAAUGUAUGUGAAUCACUCAUUGAAGUUUAUAAAAGAGCAUUGAUGUCUCUUGAUACUAUGGAAGUUUUGAGAGAAAUCUUAUUAACAGUUGAAAAACCAGUGUUCUUUAUGAGUUUAGCUUUCGAUACUUAAAAUAGUUCCUUGUAUAAUUUACUCAAUGUUCAAUAUGAAUUUUAUAACAAAAUGUCAUAGCUUGAAGAAAAACACUACGAUAUUUAAUUCUCUACUCUUUAUAAGCCUGUAAUAGAUGAAUCAACCAAGGCUCUAAUUCAAUAGAAUAUAUUGAGAGCAUCCUUUUAAACAACCUAUGGAGCCACAGUCAAACCACUUGGCGAUUCAAAAUUGGCUUUAAUACAAUUAAUUGUGUAGUUACUUUAGAGAUAAGAAUUAACAAUCAUAUUUUAAAAGGGACAAAUAUUUUAAUAAGUAAUUAAUUUAGUGCUUGACUAUUAAACGAAUAAUUAAUUGCAUAUUUUAUUUGACAAAAUGAUAGUAGCAAUUAUAGAUUCCAAACAGCCUCAUUUACAUGAACUCCUAUUCCAAGAUACAAAUUUUUUGAAUUUCCUCAUAAUAAAUAAUGGCAUAGAAGAAAGGAAAAAAAAACAUGGGUAUCAAGGUAUACUAACUAAGAUAACAAAUUAUAUUAAUUCUAAUAAAGUCCUUGAAUAAAAUUAAGCUGUCUAAACUGCAAUCGCAAAUAUUCAAAUUGAAUGGUAGAAAUAUAUCGAAGAAUUAAAAGUAGUUAAUUAAAUUGAAUAAGUAUGGUUGUUGGGUAUAAAUCCAAGAUUCAGAGAAUAAGUUAAUGUAGAUUUGUAUAGUCCUCCUCUCUUAUGGCCUGACCCUACAGGCUCUAGUUAAUAUUAAACCACUAAUAACCAAACUGCUGAAUCUAGUGAAGCCCAACAAGAUUCCUAAGAAGAAAAUUCAACUGAUAAUUAAUAUCAAAAUAAUAAUCAACAAACGGAUUAAUUCGAUUUAGAAGAAGCUUAAAUUGAAAAUGAAAAGGAAGCACCUUUAGAGGUUGUUCAAGUAAAAGAAGAAAACUUAGAGUAAUUAGAAGAAUAAUAAAUUUAAAAGCAUGAAGAAUAAAUUUUAGAUUCACCAGUAUAUGUUUCGGAUGUUUAACUUAAAUUUUAUUAUGAGAAUGUUCCUGAAUAAACUUAAGAUGCUUCAGAAUAAUAACCAAAAUUGAUAGCAGAAGAACAACCAUAAGAAAUAACAGAAAAAAAAGAAGAAUCUAAUUAAGAAUAACAUGAGUAGAAUAAGGAUCAAAUUUAAGAAGAAUAGAAUUUAAAUUAAGAAUAAAAAAACCAGGAAGAAUAAUAACCAAAACAAGAAGAAUAAUAAAAAAAUCAGGAAGAAUAAUAACCAAAUCAAGAAUAAAUAUAAUAAAAUCAGGAAGAAUAAUAACCAAAACAAGAAGAAUAGUAACAAAACCAGGAAGAAUAAUAACCAAAAUAAGAAGAAUAAUAACAAAAUCAGGAAGAAUAGUAACAAAACCAUGAAGAAUAAUAGCCAAAACAAGAAGAAUAGUAACAAAACCAUGAAGAAUAAUAACCAAAACAAGAAGAAUAAUUACCACAAAAGGAUGAAUAAUUACUAUAGCAGGAUGAAUAAAAACUCUAAGUGUAAUAGUAAGAACCCUAGACAGAAAAUAAUGAGAAUUAAGAAUAAAUUGAGCAAUCAAAAUAACCUUAAGAGGAGGCUUGA
Messenger RNA from Paramecium octaurelia, 2568 nucleotides. Lineage: Eukaryota; Ciliophora; Oligohymenophorea; Peniculida; Parameciidae. The record is from the annotation of a GenBank genome assembly.